This is a messenger RNA of Myiozetetes cayanensis, 6239 nucleotides long. RefSeq names its product F-box protein 32 (gene FBXO32). The record is from RefSeq and is a predicted model, not a curated record. The transcript has 9 exons. NCBI's taxonomy places the organism in Eukaryota, Metazoa, Chordata, Aves, Passeriformes, Tyrannidae. Bases 111 to 1178 code for a protein of 355 amino acids. Gene Ontology annotation, cellular component: SCF ubiquitin ligase complex; nucleus; cytoplasm. Gene Ontology annotation, molecular function: protein binding. Gene Ontology annotation, biological process: protein ubiquitination.
GGCGCCCGCAGCCCCGCCGGCCGCUCCCGCCUCGCCUCGUGCGGCACCGCUCCCGGCACCGCUCCCCUGCUGCUCCCGCUCCGCUGCUGCUCCAGCUCCGCGCCGCCGCCAUGCCGUUCCUGGGGCAGGACUGGCGCUCCCCCGGGCAGAGCUGGGUGAAGACGGCCGACGGCUGGACGCGCUUCCUCGAUGAGAAGAGCGGCGGCUUCGUGGGCGACCUCAGCAGCUUUUGUAAAAAGGAUGAUCACAACAAAGAGAAUCUCUUCAACAGCCUGAACUAUGAUGUUGCUGCCAAGAAGAGAAAAAAAGACCUGCUAAAUAACAAAGCCAAGACACAAUAUUUCCACCAGGAGAAGUGGAUCUAUGUUCACAAGGGAAGCACAAAAGAGCGCCAUGGUUAUUGCACCUUGGGAGAAGCCUUCAACCGGCUUGACUUCUCCAGUGCUAUUCUGGACUCCAGGAGAUUCAACUAUGUCGUGAGGCUGUUGGAGCUGAUAGCAAAGUCUCAGCUGACGUCACUGAGUGGCAUUGCCCAGAAAAACUACAUGAACAUUUUGGAAAAAGUGGUGCAGAAAGUCCUUGAAGAUCAGCAGAACAUCAGGCUAAUACGGGAAUUGCUGCAGACCCUCUACACAUCCCUCUGCACGUUAGUUCAACGAGUUGGCAAGUCUGUCCUGGUUGGAAACAUCAACAUGUGGGUACACAGGAUGGAGAGCAUUCUCCACUGGCAGCAGCAACUGAACAACAUUCAGAUCACCAGGCCUCCCUUUAAAGGAACCACUUUCACCGACCUGCCGUUGUGUUUACAAUUGAACAUCAUGCAGCGACUGAGUGAUGGCAGGGACCUGGUUAGCCUUGGUCAGGUGGCUCCUGACCUGCAAGUCCUCAGUGAAGACCGGCUGCUAUGGAAGAAACUCUGCCAGUACCACUUCACAGACAGACAGAUUCGCAAACGGCUGAUCUUGUCUGACAAAGGACAGCUGGAUUGGAAAAAGAUGUACUUCAAGCUUAUAAGGUGCUACCCACGGAAGGAGCAGUAUGGUGACACACUACAGCUGUGCAGGCACUGCCACAUCCUCUCCUGGAAGGGUACUGAUCACCCCUGCACAGCCAACAACCCAGAGACUUGCUCCACCUCUCUUUCACCACAGGAGUUUAUCAACUUGUUCAGGUUCUGAACUUGGGUCACCGCAGCUUAUGUGAUUCUUACAGGACACUUUAUGCCACUGAGCUUGGACACUCCAUUUGUAAAUAGUGUAAAUAUUCGUGUUUGUUGGAAGCUCCUGAGUCAAGGAACAAGAAGAUCUUGGAGGUGAAAGGUGAAAUUGCUCACUGACAUGCAGCACUUAAGGAAUACAGACUUCUACAGGACUGGUGUAUAAAUACAGCGUGUUGUACAGAGUCCCUUUUUUAUCAUCAGAGUACAAUAUACAGGGCAAAAAAGCUUCUUUUUUUGUUUUUUUAGAAGUUAAAAAUGAAUUUGCCCCAUAACCAUUUGAGAACUCUUUUGUUUUGUUUCUAAUAGAAAGAAAGCAAUACGAGGCUAGGACUGUUGAACUGUUCCUCCAUCUGGUUUUAUUUAGCAUACAUAUUUAUAAAUAUGACGUUUUAAAAAUAUUUAUGAAAAUAUCCCUGUGACAAGUUUAAUAAUACUUUUAUGCUUUUAAAAGGACACAUUCUGAAAUACUUAGGAUAGAACUCUAGCCUACUUGCAAGACAGAAUCGCAACAUACCACUUUCUACCUCUAACAGAUUGAGUACUUUUCAAACAAAAAUCCAGUGUACAAUGUGAACUUUUGUAUUUUGUACAAUGAUUUAAAGGGAAAUGCUUGUGAUAGUAAGCAUCUUUUCUUGUAUUAGUGCUUACCUCUUUACAUUAGUUUUCUCGCUCUACUCAGUGCUUGAAUGCCUAGAUGAUAGGCACCUUAUAAAUACCUAAGACUUUACUCCAUCCUCUUUUAAUUUGUUGGCUUUAUGAAAGACUAAGCAAAAGGGAAAGGAGAAGCCACAAGGAUGACUAUAAUCUAUAAGGGAGGAAGUUCUGUUAUAGGGGAAACAAAGGACUGGAUUUAAUCUCACAAGGUAAAUUUGUAUCAGCUCCACUGGGUUAAUUGCACUGGUUGAAAUCCCAAGUAAGGUUAGAAGCUGUUUUUUCAAGCCCAUGUUUUCCAACAUAAAUGCUGCUCUGUAUUCCCACUGCUGUCAAGUGAAUUCAGUCAUCUUGGAGCUGGUAAACUAUAGGGAGAACUGGGCCAUUUAUCUUGUGAAAUGAUGCGGUUUUUAGUCACUGGAAGACUGGCAACAAAAUCUUUAGUUUCAGACUAUUGGAGUUUCUGGAGGGAUUAUUUAGUAGUCAGGACUGGGAGUAGCAAGGGAUUUCCAACAUGGCACUUGAUACAUCUUUGGUUACUUCUCCACGCCGGUGGCAAAGACCCAAAGACCCUAAUCCCUUCUGCUUCCAGCGCUGAGCUGCUUUAUGGGAUCUUCUAACCCUAAACUAGAGCUAAAUUUUCAGUCCUGCGGAGUAAGUGGCCACUUGGCUGUGAUCUGGCUCACUGUCUCCUGUGUACAAUGCUUCACUUUUCCCCACAGUGGAGCUUGAAGAAUCCAGCUCAUACAGAGCCAUUUGAAAACCUGCAGUGGAAAGUUUUUGCUGUUUGCCAGUAGAUUUCCUGUAUAGCACUUUCUCUGUGCAUGAUGUAAGCAGGAUACCUCGGAAGGGUAAAUAUUUAGUGGGUUAUCUGUGACUAUGUACAAAGAAUUGUGAGGAAGAGGAGUACUCAGGACAAUUCAGGAAGAACUACUUGACUUAAUUAUUGUUAAAUAUUCUGAUCCUUUUUUUACAUUUUUAUAACUGACUUUCAACACUUUUCUGCAGCUGUUUGUACUUAAAAAUAAUAGUAUUUGCAUUUUUGCAAACUAAAUCACUUUGCAUACUCUUGGAAGAGACAGGGAAAGGGAAAAAAGCUGCCUCUAGAUGGAGCAGUGGGGAAUAGGGGAGAAAAACAAGGAAAAUGCUGACAAGAAUUUCCCUUCUCCUACCACCUAACAGCAAAUCCAAGUUUUUGCUCUUUCAGAGAGCUCUGUGAGCCUGUGCCACCCUUAGCCAUGGCCCAGAGCUCAUCAGUCUCCAAAGGUGAGGAGAAAACAUGCAGGAUAGGGAGCUUUAUCUUGGUGUUGAUGGCCCCUCCAUCAGUUUGACUGCUGGUGGAAAGCAUAAGCCUGCUGGAUCAUAAUCAUGUCAACUGAAAGUGAUUUAAAAGCUGUUACCUUGGAAAAAUAAACUUGUGCUUGUCUUGGGGGAUGUUUGUGAGUGAGGGAGGCCAGUUUUUGUUUUCACUCCCGCAUUGAUGGCGGGUAGACAAGGCUGAAAUCUGGCUUGCUGAGUGAGGACGCUAAGAACAGAAACUUGCAAGUGAAGUGAGUGAAGCAUUGCCACUGAACUGAAUCUGAAGGGUCCUGUAACUCCUUUUUCCAGCAGUGAGAGGACCUGUCCAUCUUGGCAUCUUCUGUUUCCAGUUCUGACUUGGGAUUGGUUUGUUUCAUAGUUUUGUCUCUGCCACCCAUCGUGAGCCAACCUGUUGUGAUGGGAAGCAAGAGCAUUUUCGUAUGAAAUGCUGGGGGGUUAAGCCCAGUCUGCAUCUGUGCUGAGCAGAUGAUACUCACUGUGAGAUUGUGACACUGAGUGAAUGUUAAGCUCAGGUUUGAAUCUGGCCUGGUGCAUUCCCUGUAUUGCAAGACAGAAAAUCCCAGCAUUGAGCUGUGAUUGGGGAAUGUCUCAGUGUAGCCAUGGCCUCUAUCAACUCUUCACUUGCCUUGAGCAAAGAGUUUAUUCUGUCUUCUGCCCAGAGAGCAUGGAUCAUGCUGACAACAGAUUUAAUGUGCAACUGAGGCUCCUAUUUAUAAAACUUACUUCAAUUAGUGUGGUUUUUACUUCUUAGCAUUGGAAGGGUCAAAGUGUUGAAGCUGAUUUGUUAAUACAUAGACACUGUGUGUUGCUUGUGUGAGGUCUUAAGAUAUUGCUGUCAGUGUCUAAACCAGCAGAACACCAAGCAACUACUGUACUGGAGAACAAAACAGACUAAGCAAAAAGAAACAGAAUAAGCCUUAUUCAGUUACUGCCUCAGUCAUUACUGUCCUGCUGCAGCAACUGUCAAAGAUGACCUUGGUCUCUUUGGAGGCUCAUUGUUUCUCACGUGGCUGGUACAGGGAGAUGUUGUGGUGAAUUCAAUCCUCUUGCUUUGUAUUUAAAACAAAAUGCUGUUGCAUCCAAAUACCUUACUCUAACCAUUUAUAAACAAAGCAAUCAGUAUUUUAGCAGUGCAAAGGCAUCUGCUUGGCUGAGGAUGGCAGAGUAACAAAACUGACAGUGAUAACAGGGGCUUCCAGGCAGGAUGGAUUUAAGGCUGCUGUGAUGCAAAAAGGACCUCUUUAUUUGAAGACAAUUGUGGCAAAGCUGUUGUUGAAGGGAAAACAGACUUUUGCUUGUAUUUUGGAAAUAAUAGAAUGUUCUUUUCAAAUGACAUUUCACCUUCCAGUCAGUUGAUGCAUUCCCAUUAGACAUGCAUCGGUUCUUAUACUAGGAGAGUUUUUCCUCUCUUUGGGGUUUUCUCUUGCCAGCAUAUCCAGAGAAAUCUCACUGUCUUCAGAGGAUGUAUUAACUAGUACAGCAACAUAGAACAUGGUGCUGUGAAGAGAAAAAAAAAAAUAGAUCCAUGCCAGGGAGGAGGCUUAGGAAGGGAGAGAUCUCAGUGAUCUGUUUCAGCUUUCUAGAGGAGGCAGUUGUUUGGAGUUUGUUUUGAUGUGAUGGCCAUUUCAAGAGGCACAAUUUCAGCUGUACAUACCUUAAGCCAUUUAUCCUAACUACGGUAUGCUAAAGUUUGAUCAUAAAGAGUGUGUACAUCCUCUUACGUUUUUUGGGUUCUUUUUUUUUUUUUUUUUUUAACUGUGGGAGUUUCUAGAUCCUUUUAUUAUGUAAAGUGAUUAGGAAAAUAUGUAUUGCUCUGAAGACAUUGCUUUGUAUGUAAACAUUUAAUUGCACCCUGCCACUUUGUGUAUAUGGGAAUAUAUUUUUUAUUAUUUGCCCCUGGGUUUUGAACUGUUUGUAUUCCCAUUUCUGUUUGACUUCAGUUUUUCUCAUGAAUCUGUCACCUUCUAGAACAUAUGCAGGUACUAAACCAGCUUUUCCUGCCCAGAAAAUUCCUUGGCCUUCAGUAGCUCAAAUUUAAUUUAGAGCAGGAACGUUUCCAAUUCUGUUGUGUAGCAAACAAAUCAGGUGUGCUGUUUCACACUGAUCUCCUGGUCGGUACAGCAAACCAGCGUUGUCCUCCUUUUGUUUUUACAAACCUGUUGCACGGCUACCCCGUAGAUCAGCACCUUGCCAAAAUGACAUAGCUUUGAAUUAAAAUGCCCCUCUUCCUAGCUGGCCUGUUUGCACAAGCAUAGGCCCUGUGGAGCUGAUGGCUGAUCGGGUUGUUACAGACUCCCUCGUACAAGGUUUGGGACCCUGGUGUUCUGCUUGUACUGUGUGUCUCAGCCCACUGGUUAUAGUGAUGCUGGUUAAAGGCUCUGAAGCUGUGGUCAGCCAUUCACACAGCUGUCAGCACGUGGCUGCUGGGCUCCCUGAGUGUCUUUACCAGCACCUAAUUUCUAUUCUGUAUCUUCCUCCAGUGAUUUCACCGGUGGCAAAUCGGCUUUGCAGGAUCUGGCCGUAGGGAGAACAAAUCCAUCUUGUCCUUGACACAUGCAAUCUCUCUUACGUAAAUACCUGGAACACCAGAGAAAUUCCCCCUUUAUUGAUCAAGUGUUGCUGCUUCUCCUCCUAGGAGGGCAGCUGAGGGUAGAACUUGCAUUUGUUUAGCCAUCAUGUGCUGCACAGAAUGCUAACAGGUCUGCUAGCAAGAGAGCAUUUUAAUUUGAAAUAGCAAAUACGCUCAUCUUUAGGAACUAAUCUACAGUAAUUAUAAAUAUGUACUUAUAUAUGGAAGAGAGCGUGUGUUCUGUUUGUUUUUCCUUAAAGUUGUAACUAGAGAUGAUAUGAAGUGAAAGGCAUCCCUUAUAUAAGACUUCUGUUUAAUAUUAUUGUGUGGUUAAAAUCCUUCCAUUAUAAAUUUGCACACUUCUUUCCUCUUCCCUUGCAUGUUCAACGCUGAUUUUUACAGCUGUUCUGUGCAGACAGUAAUGUAUUUUUGUAAAACAUUUUUGACACUGAAUUGCAAUAAAUGUUCAAACAAUGUGAA